UUAAGAAACAUGAAACAUACACACGUAACAAAUAAAAUACUCCCUCCUCCUUGUAUACUAGUACAAGGCAAUGAGGCAUGGCAAAUAAACAAAUAAAGAUAUUGAAACUUAGAAGAGGCACCAAAUAGGCCUCUCAACUCAGAAGAGCCAAUUAAUCAAUCUAUUAUUGAGUCAUCAUUUUCAAAUGCUGCCAUUACUACUACCAAAUUGGUCUCUCUUGCCAUUCAUGACACAUGGUGCUAAAUGGGUACCAAGAAGGAUGAUGAUGAUGAUUAUGUGCAACUAUUAGUUGAAUCACCUAUACUGUUUUUCGUUCUUUCUCAUAAAGCUGUUGAAACUGAGCUUGCUCAGAUUCGUCGUGUAGCAGUUGAAGCCUUGGAUAGUAGUACUGGUGGUGAUCAAGUAGUUGAUGAACUUUGCAGGAGGUUACAUUUCUUGAAAAUUGUUUAUAAGUACCAUUGUGCUGCUGAAGAUGAGGUCCUUUUUCAAGCACUAGAUGAACAAGUGAAGAAUGUGGUUUUCACAUAUUCACUUGAACACAAUAGUAUAGAUGUUCUGUUCAGUUCCAUCUUCGAUUGCUUGGAUCGCUUACAAAAGGAUAAAGAGGAUGUUUCCGUGCUGUUUAAUGACCUUACAUGUAGCAUAGGUACCAUCCAGACAACCAUUUCUCAGCAUAUGCAGAAAGAAGAGGAGCAGAUUUUUCCAUUAAUGAUACACAAGUUCUCUGCCACAGAGCAGGCUACGUUUGUUUGGCAAUACCUAUGUAGCGUUCCUCUAAUGAUACUGGAGGAUUUUAUGCCCUGGCUUACUGCUAGUAUUUCUUCACAUGAAAAGGUGGACUUUCUGAAUUUCAUACAUAUAGUCAUACCUGAAGAAAAACUUAUUCGCGAGGUCUUCAUCUCAUGGCUUGAUGAUAACAAGGAAGCAUCUUCGUGCUCCUCCAUAAAAUAUGAAAAAGGAGCAAAAAUUCUUUAUGGAAAAGCCAACAUGAAGUACAUAUUUGAAAUGGAUGUGCAAAUGGUUAAGAGUAGGGAAAUGCAGCAGCAGCAGAAGAUCUCAGAAGGACAUAAUCCAAUUGGUGGUUUUCAUAUCUGGCAUGCUGCUAUUACGCGAGAUCUAAGAGUAAUUAUGAAGGAACUAUAUCAAUUAAGAAGCUCGCUUUGUGUUUCAACCUUGUUAUCAGUGAUUACACAAUUGAAGUUUUUUGCAGAUGUGUUCGCAUUCUACAGCAAUGCACUGGAUCAAAUCUACUAUCCCUUGGUAGAUCAAUUGAACAAGGAUUCCCCCUCGACUUUUCAUGAACAAUUUAUUGAAAGAAGUCAAAUUGAAGAACUGCAAAGAUUGUUAUACUAUAAGCUGCACGAGGGGAUACAAUUAAGGGUUUUCGUAGAUAUGCUUUGCCAGGAAGUGGAAUCAUUUGUUGGGAGGAUAAACAAAAAGCUGCAGUUUCUAGAUACCGAGGUUUUUGUGUUCAUUAGAGAGACCUGCAGUAAUGAAUUGCAGCUUUGGUUAUUGUACAGGAGCCUGCAGAUGUUACCACUUGGAUUGCUAAAGUGCGUGAUUAUUUGGUUCUCUGCUCAUUUAUCCGAUGACGAGUCUAAAAUGAUUCUGAACAAUAUACAGUUGGGAUCUGCUGUUGUUAACAAGUCAUAUGCUACUCUCUUACAUGACUGGAUUCGGAUGGGUUAUUCUGGUAAAAUCUCCGUUGAGAAGUUUAGAAAAGAUCUGGACGAAAUGUUCAGUAGCAGAAGCUAUAUGUUUGAAAAGUGGAGCAAGAAUUCUGGAAGUUCUUCCUCGCACUCGGAAAUGCAUUCAUCCAUGACAUCAAAUAACGCUAGAUCUUAUCGCCCUUCUACACUUGACAACAUUGGGAAGCAUGAUACAGCUUAUUCUAAUGGGAUCAAUCUUCAUAUAUUCUUCUCUGAUUCACUGAAAAACUUGUGCUGCCUUCCUGAAACUUCUGCUGAUGGAAUGCGAUUUUCCAGACUUGAUGUAAAACCAAUUGACUUUUUCCAUUUCUUCCACAGAGCCCUCAAAAAAGAUUUGCAGUAUGUUCUUUCUCUGUCGGUUAAGUUGGCUGACGAUGUGGGACUCCUUGCUGAAUUUAAAAGACACUUCCAUCACGUACAAUUUCUCUAUCAACUGCAUAGUAAGUCGGAGGAUGAAAUUGCCUUUCCUGCCUUGGAAUCUAGGGGACAACUCCGAAAUGUCAGCCAAUCAUAUGGCAUUGACCAUAAAUUGGAGGUUAAGCAAUUCGACAAAAUUUCUAUCAUCUUAAAUGAGAUCACAGGUCCCCGAGGUGCUGUAGCCAUGGUUGACAGUAAUAAGCUGAAAUACAAAAGUUGUUGCUUAAGUCUACAUGAUACAUGCAUAUCUAUGCACAAAACACUCACUGACCACAUCUACCGUGAAGAAAUUGAACUUUGGCCUCUAUUCGAAGAACAUUUUUCUGUUGAGGAACAAGAAAAGAUUAUUGGAGACAUGCUUGGACGAACCAAAGCGGAGAGCCUACAAGAAAUGAUUCCCUGGUUGAUGGCAUCUCUAACAUCAGAAGAACAACAUGGAAUUAUGUCAAUCUGGCGCAAAGUCACAAAGAAUACAAAGUUUUUUGAGUGGUUGGGAGAGUGGUGGGAAGGUAUAAAGAGAGAUGAGACAGCAAAUGCAGAAAAGGUGUCAAAGGUUUCUCUCGCAUUGGCUGUUGAUCCUUUAGAAGUUGUAUCUACAUAUUUGUCAAGAGAUGAUUUCAGGAGUUCAAGUGUCUGCAACAAAAAAGGGGAGAACUUUUCACCGGCCGAGUCUGCUGAUCAUGAUUUUGAUCAUUCUGGAUCUUUCAUUGCAGAUAAAACCCAGACUGCCAAGGGAAACAAAAAUGUUGAUCGAUCCGGAGAUAUACUACAGCAUUCUACUGAGGUUGACAAGAAAAGAUGCAACGACGCAAUUGACAUUUCUGAUCAGAGAGAGACAACUUGUCAGGAUAUAAAAUCAUAUGACCAGUCAAGGCAAAAGGAGUGCCAUCUAAUGCUGACUCAGGACAAGCUGGUUGACGUAAUAAGAAGAGUAUCAUGUGACUCCUCUUUGGAUUCUGAAAAGAAAUCACACCUCAUGCAGAGCUUACUAAUGAGUCAAUGGAAUUUGACACAGGAGAAGUCUCAUUCAGAGGUUGCUUCUGCAAAAGAUAAGGAGACAGUCACUGGUCGACGUCCGUCAUUUCGUGAUAAAACGGAAUCAGUUUUUGGUUGCAAGCAUUACAAGAGGAACUGCAAGCUACUUGCCCCAUGUUGUAAUGAGCUUUUUCCAUGCAUACGGUGUCAUGAUGAAAUUACGGAUCACUGUCUGGACAGAAAAUCUAUCACCCAGAUGAUGUGCAUGAAAUGCUUGAAAAUACAACCUAUCUGUCCCAUUUGCUCAACACUCUCAUGCAACAAUUUCUCCAUGGCUAAAUACUACUGCCGAAUAUGCAAAGUGUUUGAUGACGACAGACAGAUAUACCACUGCCCUUUCUGCAAUUUGUGCCGAUUGGGGAAGGGAUUAGGCAUCGGAUACUUUCAUUGCAUGACAUGCAACGCUUGUAUGUCAAAGUUUCUCUCUAUUCACACAUGUCGAGAAAAGUGCUUGGAGGAUAACUGUCCAAUCUGCCAUGAGGACAUUUUCAAUUCACCCUCUCCAGUUAAGGGACUUCCUUGUGGUCAUUUCAUGCACUCGACAUGUUUUCAGGACUACACUUUUACGCAUUACACAUGCCCAAUCUGUAGCAAGACAAUUGGGGACGUGAAGGAGCUUUUUGAGAUGUUAGAUGCAUUUCUGUCCGGGGAAAAAAUUCCCGAGGAGUACGCUGGCCAGAUUCAGGUUAUAUUAUGCAAUGAUUGUCAAAAGAGAGGAACUGCUCCCUUCCACUGGCACUAUCACAAGUGCUCACAUUGUGGUUCAUACAAUACAAGGCUUAUAUGAUCUAAAUCCAGAGCGGAUCCAAGAUUUUAAGUUUACGAGUUUUGAAUUCUAAGACAUAUUAAGUGGAUUUUUAACACGAAUAUAAGUUAGCCAACACUACUAGGUUGUGUCGAACCCCUAACUUCAAUGGUAGAUUCGCCCGUAUGUUUCUCAGACUAUAGAGGAAGUGUGGCGGUUAUUCACCUUGAAUUAAUGCUUGGGAUGCAUGAAACAGUAGUGGUUUUUUCGUAGUCGAUGAAUAAUAUAUAUGUUUCAUUUUCGUCAUU
Molecule: messenger RNA, 4214 nt
Organism: Capsicum annuum
Lineage: Eukaryota; Viridiplantae; Streptophyta; Magnoliopsida; Solanales; Solanaceae
Product: zinc finger protein BRUTUS-like At1g74770
Exons: 12
Coding region: 244-3948 (1234 amino acids)
Biological process (GO): protein ubiquitination; ubiquitin-dependent protein catabolic process
Cellular component (GO): nucleus
Molecular function (GO): zinc ion binding; ubiquitin protein ligase activity
Source: RefSeq, a predicted model, not a curated record